UUCAACAGCACUUGCCCUGCGGGCCGCGCAAAACCAAUCUGAAGUUCUGAACCUGACACGAAGGGGAACGGCCGGCUGAAGGGGGUUGCCAGCAGCGAUGGCGGAGCUGGCGUCGGGCGCCGUGAGCUCGCUACUUGGCGUCAUCCGUAACGAGGCCCUACUACUGGGCCGCGUACGGGACGACGUGCAGUUCAUCCAGGAGGAGAUGGAGAGCAUGAAGAGCUUCCUGGCGCACCUGGCAAGUAGUAGUGCACAGGCCGAAGGCGGCCAGAACGAGCAGCUCCGCACCUGGAUGAACCAGGUCCGGCUGCUCGCCCAGGACAGCAACAACUGCAUCGAUCUCUACCUCUACCGCGGCAACCCCGAGCUCCACCUUGCCAGGGGCGGCCUCCGGCGAUACGUCUUCUGGCUUCCCUGGUUCGUGCACAAGAUGGUCGCGCAGCGCCGCGCGGCCGUCCAGCUGCACGCGCUCAAGGAACGGGCGCGUGACAUUGGCGAGCGGCGAGCGAGGUAUGGUGUUGAAAUCCCUGCGGCGGCAGCAUCGAGGCAGUCGCCUACAGGGUCUGGGGCGGAGACAUCUUCAUCUACAAAUCAGGGAGGCAGAAUAUAUGCUGCAUCAGAGGAUGAAGAAGAAGAUGGCGACGAUCAACUUGUCGCGGCGAAGGAGGCAGCAGGUCAUUCAGUCGUAAAAGGGGCAUUUUUUGAGCCUCGACUGCCAGAGGAAAACGUUAGGGUGAAGCUAGCUGAAUGGAUGGAGGAUGUUAUGCGACACUACACUACUGAGGAUGAGUCAAUGCCAUCUGUCGCCAUUGUGGCACCAGAUAAUGCAGAAACCCUUGCUAUUGCAAAUGAAGCUAUGGAUAUGUGGAAAAAAGUAUGCACACAUGGGCAGAGUGUCUUGGUGGACAUCCCAGCAGUGCACUUCUAUUCUCAAUUGCUAAGACCCAUGGACAUUCUGUACUAUAUCCUAUGGGCGCUGCAGUCUCCCGAAGCCCAGCCCCAACAGCAGGAUGGUCAAGUCCCGGGAGAGGAAGAGCAUGAUAUUAACAAAAUGAGAAGUGAUGUUAACUCAAAAAAACAAAAUAUGUUUGAAGAAAUCUGGGAACAAAUCCAAGGAAUGAAGAUUGAAGAAAAGAUUUCAGAAAUCAACAACACCAUUAAAGAAAUAAAUGUCGUCCAGCGGCAGCUCAACCAAGCACAAAUGAAUGAUGACGACCUGCUUCUGCUGAAAUCCACUAAAGAUGAGCCCAUCGGCGUAUUCCUCAGAGCGUUGUGGUUGCUCAAGCACAAGCCUGUUGACAGUGCGACUGCUACCAAAAAAGGUCAGACAAGGAAGGAAGCAACAAGUCCAAAACAGAAGCAAGACAAAUAUUCAUACAAAGACAUCAUCAAUGUAACAGCCAGGAAGCUUAAAGAUUAUAUGGAAGAUCAUGUGAAUGAAAAACCGAAGCCUAAAGAGCAUUUGGAAGAAGAUGCACGCACAAAGCCGAUUCAACUCAAGGAAGCCCUUUAUGAACAUAUAGUACAUGAGAUGUUCCCAUCAGUGACCAUCAGGAAGCCCCCACAGAUCCAAGAUCAAGACUCCAAGCAGGCCACCGCCAUCACCACCACUACUGGCACCACAAUUAUAUUGGUUGAGGACCAAUUCAAAGAAAUGAUCCGCAAGAUCCUAUUGGACCUGCAAGAAGAAAAAUCCUUGAAGAAACCAAAUACAAUUGAGCUGCAGGAAGACAAAUCCAUUAAGAAACAAGGUACUGUUGAGCUGCCAGAAGGCAAAUCCAUGACGAAACAAGAUUCAAUUGAGAAACCAGAUACAGUUGAUGGUAAACCAAGUCAGGAUUGUAUCCAGCACACUCUUAUUGAAGAAACCAUAGAGAUGAUUUCGGGAAUUGGGUGGACAAUGUACUGGCAGCUCGCAUACAAAGUGAUCAUGGACAGAAUCAAUGAUUGUUUGCAGAGACGAGGUCAUCAGAAGAUCCUGGUUAUCCUCAAACUUGAUAAUGACUAUGUAUCCGGAUGGGAGGAUACGAGAAAUGCUUUCAGCACAUUGGGUUGCAUACCUGGUGUAUUGAUGUUGACAACCGAAGUAAACAGAGCACGAGCCAAAGAAUAUUGUUGUCCCCCGAGGGAACCUAUAGACUAUUCUCUUGAUGGCCUCUACCGUGAUGUUAUACUCGAGUUUACAAGAAAGAAGAGGACUGAAGAUAACAUACAACCUUUUCUGGACAUCUUGGACAAGUGUGAUCAUGAAGAAUUCUGCAUGAAGAUCUUUGUUCAUGCUUUACACGCCAACCCCAAGAGGAGCAUAGAAGACCUAAGCAAGUUGAAUAGCACCCUACAGCUGGGUCCAAAGAACUUAUUGGAUAGCUUUCAGAAGAAAAUGUUCAAGUUCUCUUACAGUGAUCUGCCUAAUGACUACAAGUCCUGCUUGCUAUACCUAGCAAUUUUCCCUAAACGACAACCCAUCAGGCGGUCAACCUUGAUAGGACGGUGGGUUGUAGAAGGUCUGAUAACCACGGAAGACUGGGCCAGUUCUGUCUGUCGUGCCAAUCGAUGUUUUGAUGCCCUGGUCAACAGGUGGUUAGUUUAUCCUGCUAAUAUUGGUGCUACAGGAGUGGUAAAGAGUUGUGUGGUAGGUGAUCUCAUUCAUGGAUUCAUUACCAAGAUCGCCAAAAAGCAACGCAUUGUGGAAUCACGCGUAUCACAUUACUUGGCUCGCCACUUUUCCAUUUUCAAUGAUCUCCGACUCCGUCGCUCUGAUAGAAUUGAUAGAUUCUUCCAAAAGCUAAAUGAAGAAUCAUUUCGAGUAUCCCUGGUCAAGGUUCUCGAUCUCGAAGGUUGCCAAUGCUUUGGAGGGAAGAACCAAAUCUACCUCAAACAGAUUUGCAGGAAGAUGUUACUACUCAAGUAUCUGAGCUUAAGGGGAACAAAUGUUAUGAAGCUGCCAAGUGAAAUCAAUAACCUCCGCGAGCUUGAAGUAUUAGAUAUCCGACAAACCAAUGUGCCUAGAUCUGCAACAGUAAAUGUGCUACUCCUGAAGCUGAAGCGUUUGCUCACUGGUCCGCCAGUGCAUAAGUCUGCAACAGUACUCCAGAAAUGCCUAAGUCGUUGCUUGGCCGGUUCAGUUGUUCCGAGUUCAGGGCCAGACAGUAAUGAAAUACCUUAUGUUCCCGACAAGAUCGGAAAGAUGUUAAACAUGGAGGUAUUGUCCAAUGUUAAGGCCCAGAGUAGUCAACAUUUGAAAGAUAUUGGAAAGCUAUGGCAACUAAGGAAACUUGGCGUGACUAUUGAAGACAAUGAAAUGCAUAUUAGGAACUUGCUUCGUGCUAUCAAUGACUUGCAUGACUGCCUCAAGUCUCUGUCAAUCACCCUUCCCAUGGCCGAGUAUGAAACUUCUGAACACAACUUUAGAGAAAAUGUUCUCCACUAUUAUAAACAACCUCCCAAGCUUCUUGAGAGGUUAAGUAUUAUUGGGGCGACGCAGAGGGGGCAACUUCUUCACCAGCUGGCCAAAGAUAAUGACCUAUUCCAACUUGCCAAGGUAACUCUAUCUGGAACCCGGCUCAAGCAAGCUGAUAUGCUCGUCCUCACGAAGCUGCCCAAGAUACUAUGCCUUAGGCUCCGUGAAAAGGCAUACAUGGAUAACAAGCUCACCUUCGGUAAGGAAGAAUUCAAAAAUCUCAAGUACUUUCUUGUUGAGGGCUCCAACAUGGCUGAGAUCACCUUUGAAGGUGGAGCUCCUAACCUUGAGAAGAUUAUACUAUGCUCCACUGAUGGCCUAGAGUCUCUUUCUGGAGUCGAAGGGCUUCAUGAACUCAAGGAAGUUGAGUUGAACAACAACAAUAAGCUUUCAUUAUUUGAGAAGGCCAAAAACAUAUCCAAGGUGACCUUUUGUUAUACCAUUCUGAGUCAAGAUGAGUUACAUACUCUUGCCAAGUUACCCAACAUGCGCUUCCUAGUACUCAAGGAGAAUUCUUAUGCCCAAAACCAUCUUAUCUUCAAGAAAGACAACUUACGAUACCUCAAUGUUCUUCACAUCGACUUCUCUGUCGCCACCAACACCAGCUUCGAAGGUGAAUCUGCUCCUAAGCUUGAGAAAAUCGUGUGGUCUUUAACAAAGGAGACAUUGGGUACCAUGUCUGUCUCCGGCAUUGAGAACCUUCCAAAAUUGAAGGAGCUUGAGUUCAAUGGUAAUAUUGUCCACGGUGAGGUGGAGGAAUCAUUGAAGAAACAUAGGAACAAACCCAGGCUUACACACAACAAACCAGAAAACCAAUACCAAGAAGCUGGAAACAUACCAGAAAAGAAAGAUGCUGCAAGAUUCCAAUUCGGAUGGAAGAACCCGAAUUGAUGCCAGAGAAGCCUUUCCUAUCAUCCAUUCGUCAUCCAUUACAAUCUGAUGGUGUGGUUUGUGUGUGCUCUUUGGUUUGUCAUUGUGUGUUACUGUCCAUCGCGCAUGUGUGGGCAGAUAUAUUAUGUAUCUUUGUAUGUGAAUUGAGUGAGUGUGUGUCCUUGCUACUUAUACUACAUUUGUGACAUGUAAAAAACAUCCAACAUAUGUAAUGUUGUGUAUAUGUGUGCCCUAUAACUAAG
Molecule: messenger RNA, 4593 nt
Organism: Hordeum vulgare subsp. vulgare (domesticated barley)
Lineage: Eukaryota; Viridiplantae; Streptophyta; Magnoliopsida; Poales; Poaceae
Exons: 2
Coding region: 98-4351 (1417 amino acids)
Biological process (GO): defense response to other organism
Source: RefSeq, a predicted model, not a curated record